GUAAUGUUGAUACAGACAAACUUUUAAAGAUUGAGUUAAGAAUUUGGAGUAAAAAUGCCCCCAGUAUUUAAAGUUGGAGUUUUAGGCGUUCCUCUUUCUAAAGGACAGCCACGAGAUGGAACAGAAAAUGGACCCAAAGCUCUCCGAAAUGCAGGAAUUAUUAAAGUUCUAGAAGAUUUGGGUAAUCAGGUUAUUGAUCAUGGAGAUCUACAGUUUGAAACAAUAGAGAACGACAACCCCAAAGACAAGAUCAAAAAUCCUAAAACAGUUGGUGCAGCCAACAAAAAGAUAUCUGAUGCUGUUUAUAGUAUAGUCAAGUCGGAACAGUUGUGUCUAACAAUGGGCGGUGAUCACAGUAUGGCCAUGGGGUCAAUUCACGGACACGCUUUAGCUGAACCAAAUAUCGUAGUUGUAUGGGUAGACGCACACGCAGAUAUCAACACACCACUUACGUCUUCGUCUGGAAACAUCCACGGCAUGCCGUUAUCAUUUGUAUCUAAGGAACUGGAGGCUUACGUUCCUAAACUCAAAGGUUUUGAAUGGUGCUUCCCUUGUAUUAGUGUAAAGGAUAUUGUUUAUAUUGGAUUAAGAGACGUGGACGAAGGCGAGAGAUGCAUCAUAGAACAUUUUGGUAUUGCCCACUACUCCAUGCAGGAUGUAGAUAGAAUGGGAAUUGGAGAGGUAGUAGAUAAAGCCCUGAAAGCCGUUGAUCCUACAGGAACUCGACCAAUUCAUCUUAGCUUUGAUGUAGACGCUCUAGAUCCUGCUAUUACACCGUCUACUGGUACACCUGUGGCUGGUGGGUUAUCAUUCCGAGAAGGACAAUACAUCAUGGAGGUACUAGCAAAUACUGGUCGAUUGUCGGUAGUUGAUAUAGCGGAGAUCAAUACAACAGUGGGUAACUCUGACGUGACAGUAAAAACAGCUGUAGAGAUCGUAAAGAAAUGUUUCGGUCAGAAACGUGGAGGCAACUUCCUGCCUUCUUAUGGCCUACCCAAAGCUAACUAAACAAAGAACACAUCAAGUUUCUUAUAAUAUAGUUCUUAUUUUUCUUUCAAUAUUUUACUUUUAAAAUAUAUUUAUGUAGAAUCUUAUUUCUAUAUCGUUA
This is a messenger RNA of Lottia gigantea (owl limpet), 1108 nucleotides long. RefSeq lists its product as hypothetical. Gene Ontology annotation, cellular component: nucleus; cytosol; cytoplasm. Bases 55 to 1008 code for a protein of 317 amino acids. The record is from RefSeq and is a predicted model, not a curated record. Gene Ontology annotation, molecular function: arginase activity; manganese ion binding. The transcript has 8 exons. Lineage: Eukaryota; Metazoa; Mollusca; Gastropoda; Lottiidae.